AGGGCCUGCUUUUUCCUCCAUUCCCCAACAUCCUAGGUUCUCUCUCUCUCUCUUUCUUCUUGCAUUUAUUGAAACAAAAUAAAAGAACUUGAUUGUGUUAGUCAUUUUUUUUCUGCAAUUUCAUUUCUUGUUUCAUCAGAAGCGCUGACUGCCAUCCUUUUUGUGCAAUACUUGCAUGCAUGCCCUUGAUUAGUUAGAAGAUGAGAGAAAUCAUGGCAAAUUUACCUGGUUCGCUCGAGACCCGACAUCGAUUAUCUGCCUCAAUUGAGGCAAUAUACAAAAGAAAGAUCAACAAAAAUAAAGUGAAGGAUGUUGAGAAGCCAUUCCAUGUCCCACUCCAAGACCGCCACACAUGCUGCAAAUCUCCUCUCCUCAAACUUGCGUUGCUUCUAAUUGUUUCUGCCUCUUUUUUAAAGCUUUUCUACUCUUCUCACCUCUCUUCCACUGACCAUUUAUCUGCCACAACUUCUCGGAGUCAUUUCAUGAACAGGUGGAUAUGGGGAGAAGCAGAUUCUCGAUACGUAUCACAUGUGGAUACCAACUGGGAUGAUGUAAUGAAAGUUAUUGAGAAACUGGAUAAAAAGAAUGAUUACCAGGGAAUUGGACUUUUGAACUUCAACACUACUGAGAUCACUAAUUGGAAGCACUUAAUCCCUGAUGCCAACCACAUUGUUCUUCAACUGCCCAAUGCUGACAUGAAUAUAACUUGGGAGACUUUGUAUCCUGAAUGGAUUGAUGAGGAGCAAGAAGAAGAUGUCCCGGUUUGCCCCACUCUACCGAAGAUCCAAGUCCCCGGAAAACGUCUUGAUCUGAUUGCUGUCAAGCUUCCUUGUAGGAAUGAAGGGAAUUGGUCUAGGGAUGUUGCUCGCUUGCAUUUGCAGCUUGCAGCUGCUAAUCUUGCAACCUCGGCCAAGGGGUUUUAUCCCGUGCAUGUUCUUUUUGUUUCGAAAUGCUUCCCGAUACCGAAUAUGUUCCCUUGUAAAGAACUUGUCUUACGAAAAAACAAUGUCUGGUUAUACAAACCAGACUUGAAUGUGUUGAGAGAAAAGCUUCAGCUUCCAACUGGUUCUUGUGAACUUGCACUCCCAAUUGGGAUCAAAGAGCCAACAUAUUCAGGGAAUGCAUCUCGAGAAGCAUAUGCAACGAUUCUGCAUUCAGCUCACGUAUAUGUAUGUGGGGCUAUAGCUGCGGCUCAAAGCAUCCGCAUGUCUGGUUCGACUCGAGACCUCGUGAUACUCGUUGACGAGACUAUCAGUGUUUAUCAUAGGAGUGGACUUGAGGCAGCGGGAUGGAAAGUCAGGACGAUUCAGAGGAUCAGGAAUCCAAAAGCCGAAAAAGAUGCUUACAACGAAUGGAACUACAGCAAGUUCCGGUUAUGGCAGCUCACGGAUUAUGACAAAAUCAUAUUCAUCGAUGCCGAUCUCUUAAUUCUUCGGAACAUUGAUUUCUUAUUCGGGAUGCCUGAAAUAUCGGCAACAGGAAACAAUGCCACACUUUUCAACUCAGGUGUUAUGGUCAUUGAGCCUUCAAAUUGCACCUUCCAGCUCUUGAUGGACCACAUUGAUGUGUUUGAGUCAUACAAUGGUGGGGAUCAAGGGUACCUAAACGAGGUCUUCACAUGGUGGCACCGGAUUCCUCGGCACAUGAACUUCCUAAAACAUUUCUGGAUCGGGGACGAAGAAGAAGUUAAGCAAAAGAAAACUCGCCUUUUUGGGGCGGAACCGCCGAUCCUUUACGUACUUCACUACCUAGGUAUAAAACCAUGGCUGUGCUACAAGGACUAUGACUGCAACUGGAAUGUGGAUAUAAUGCUAGAGUUCGCUAGCGAUGUGGCACAUGAAAGGUGGUGGAAAGUCCAUGAUGCAAUGCCAGAGAAAUUACACCAAUUCUGCAUGUUGAGAUCGAAGCAAAAGGCACAGUUAGAGGUUGAUAGAAGGGAGGCUGAGAAGGCGAAUUUCAGUGACGGCCAUUGGAGAAUCAAAGUUAAGGACAGGCGAAGGAAGAAAUGUAUAGACAAUGUAUGCUCAUGGAGAAGUAUGUUAAAACACUGGGGUGAAAGUAACUGGACUGAUGAUGAAUUCUAUGUUCCAACACCGCCAGCAAUCAACACUGCUUCACUCUCGGGCUUAUGAGUUUGUUUUAUGAGCAUGGUGUUUUUUUUUGGCCAUCAUUUUUAUGUAAAUGACACUGUUUUAAAACGGGUUUCACACUAUUAAUUUCGUUUGUUUUCCAAAGUUGUUUAGAUGGACUGUGUUUUUGGGCGUAGUGGUAUUAUUAAACACAAUCCAGAUAAGGCUAUAUAUAUAAAUCCAGAUACACCUGGACGAUAAAGGUUUUUUUUU
This is a messenger RNA of Gossypium raimondii (Peruvian cotton), 2342 nucleotides long. RefSeq names its product UDP-glucuronate:xylan alpha-glucuronosyltransferase 1. Gene Ontology annotation, molecular function: glycosyltransferase activity. The record is from RefSeq and is a predicted model, not a curated record. The coding region runs from base 201 to 2132 and encodes 643 amino acids. Lineage: Eukaryota; Viridiplantae; Streptophyta; Magnoliopsida; Malvales; Malvaceae. Gene Ontology annotation, biological process: xylan biosynthetic process. The transcript has 4 exons.